UUGUGUAAAAUAGUGAGAAAAACAAAAAUUGUUGUUUUAACCACAAGAAAAACUGCAGCCGUUGAUCGUGUUUGUUUCUCAAUCUGAGGCAGCAACAUGUCGACGUACAGAAACAAAAAGUGUUUGAGAGCAUCUUAAAAGCUGACAAUAGCUACGCAACUGCCAACACCUUUUAUCAGACUGUGGAAAAUAGGUCCGGUAUGAGGUUCCUUUCGACUGAACAAGAAGCACAAACAAUUAACAUAGCUUGAAGGCAACGACUCCAGCAAAGCAACUGAUUACCGUACAACCGGGGUGAUGUACUGAAACGGUGCAUAAGAGCAAUGGAUAAAAGCAAAUCUCCAGUACGCCGCGCAAAACGUCAAUCGAAAGUAGUGGAAGAAAAUUUCUGGGACUGCAGCGUUUGUACGUACCGAAACACAGCUGAAGCCUUCAAGUGCUUGAUGUGUGACGUGCGAAAAGUCUACUCCGUUCCAGGUACUUCCACACGUAAGCCGCGGCUUAAUUCGGCGCUUGCUGCACAGCAAGCAGCUACACAAGCAUUCCCUGGUGCGUCCGGGCAGACGGCCGGCACAAACGUCAAGUCGCCGGGGAGCACGAAAGCAUCAAAGAGCAAGAACAAACGCUCGAAACAUCCCGCCCGGCUUAAAAACAUCGAUCGUUCCAGCGGCCAGACUCGUGAGGUUACCGUCAACUCGGUCACUGUCGUCAUUACCGAAUAUAAACCAAAGCCCCCCGUCAGUCGGCACGAUUCCAGUGAAAGUUUUAGCGAAAGCAACGAUUCUAGAAGUUAAGCAAAUUUCCACACCACUGGCAGCUAUAGUGUAGAUCACAAAUGGAGAAAGAAUAUUAUAAAACUCAUAAAACAUAACAAGGCGCAGUUCCAGCUCAACUGCUUUGCGAUAAACUAUAGAUUAUAUGUUAGACGUUUGAUGAUUCGUUCAAUUCAAAGCCACUGGUUUUACCACAACAAAUAUUUGAGAUUCUCGAAGCAUUCUUCUUGGCUAGUGGAAACGGUUCUUUAUAAGCAAUAUUUUGAAUCCGUUCCUAUUUUUAUUUAUUUCUUUAUUAGUUUUCUUCGUGUCCUGUACAUUACAUGCAAGAAAGGUAAUCCCGGACGACAAAAGAGAAGUUUGUUUUAACUAAACAUAUCCUCACAGGUACUCUGCAGAAGAAGAGAGUAGCUUGUUGAUACAUACAUUUAUUUUGAGGUUUCAAAGGCACUAGGAAACGUGUAAUGUUGUUUAUGAAGGCCUUGCUACACAAAUGAAAAAAACCCAAAUUAUUCGGUAGGUAAUUGGCAUUGUGUUAGCAGAUAACGAACGUUUGCAUCUUUCCGUAGCUUAGUACCAUUUAAUCAAAUAGUGUGAUUUUACAACCCUGCACAUGUGUUGUGCAGAAAGAGAAACUUUUUGUAAAGUUACGAUUGGUUUAGCUUCUGUUUAGAAAUCUUCAGAUUGUUGGAAGGAUUUCGUUCGAUUCUCCUUCGAUCGUAUAUAGGUAAACAGGAAGCUUCAAAACUGCCAUGUUUCCAUUAGAAAGCAGAGAACGAGUGACAACUGAUGGAUUGUAAAUGAAUAAACGGAUGAUUUAAUUCUUACAGAAUGUUUUUGAAUGAACUAAUCAAUUUGUUUUGAUUUUCAGAGAAAAUUAUACCAUUGCAAGGAAUUUCCAAUAAUUUGAUCACAGCUCAAACGAUGGAAUGCUUAAUAGCAAGUGCAUAUGUAAUAUUUGUUGUGAAGGACUUUAUAGUGAUAAUGAAAUUGAUGAAAUUUGAAUUAAUCACCAUUAAUACAAGAUUUUUUUAUAAGAUCACAUGCAACUGAGUAAAACUAUAAAUGCCAUAUUUUAUAUCCAUAACUGGAAGCGUAA
Anopheles coustani is the source of this 1872-nucleotide messenger RNA. It is a transcript of the gene RYBP, whose product is annotated as YY1-associated factor 2. Bases 324 to 794 code for a protein of 156 amino acids. The transcript has 2 exons. The record is from RefSeq and is a predicted model, not a curated record. Gene Ontology annotation, molecular function: transcription coregulator activity; DNA binding. Gene Ontology annotation, cellular component: nucleus. Gene Ontology annotation, biological process: positive regulation of DNA-templated transcription. NCBI's taxonomy places the organism in Eukaryota, Metazoa, Arthropoda, Insecta, Diptera, Culicidae.